GAUUUGGGCAAGAACACGGUGGAAUUAAAGUCAACUUGUUUAACAGAAAUCCUACGAAUUCGAUAACCAUUCAGUAUUGUGACGUAAUUCCAUGGUACCUGAGACUGUAUAUGCACACUCUCAAAGUUACAGUGAAUGGCAAUGAGAUAUCAUCAGGAUCAUCUUAUCCAAUCAAGCAACUAUUCUACCAACCAGCCGUAGACCGAUCGAGACCGUCAGUAAUGGAGGCCAACAUUUCGCUGCCGGCAGACUCUAUUACAACCUUGUCGAUAGAAUUUGAUAAAGCAUUCAUCAAAUACACUGAACAUCCACCAGAUGCCAAUCGAGGUUUCGAUGUUGGGUCGGCGGUAAUAACAACGUUAAGUAAGGUUGAAUCCAAAUGGGACUCUAUACUCUACAAGCAGCAGUCACAGGACGGCAUUCAUUACGUUCCAAUCAGGAUAUACACAGAAACUCUUCUUAUAAGUCUUCCCACGCCUGAUUUUAGCAUGCCAUAUAACGUAAUAACAUUGACUUGUACAGUUAUCGCUUUGUUCUUUGGGAGCAUGUUUAAUCUUCUUACGAGGAGCUUUGUUGUACUAGACAAUGAGAAGCCCGAGGAAAAAUAG
Messenger RNA from Paraglomus occultum, 608 nucleotides. The record is from the annotation of a GenBank genome assembly. Lineage: Eukaryota; Fungi; Glomeromycota; Glomeromycetes; Paraglomerales; Paraglomeraceae.